AUGGCAUCCCAGUAUAAACCUCCUACAGUAUUCUAUAAUGGACCGUUCAAAAAUAAUCAUACUGUACAGUCAUCAUCCUAUGAUAUGCAAACAAUGGAUCAAACAAUGACAAAUAAUUCCUAUGUAGCUCCAUCAUCAUUGGGAUCAGCAAAUCCACUGCUUCAAUUGUCGUUAGCAUCACAACAUCAGCACCAACAACAACAUAUGAAUACAUACUUUGAUCAAUCACAAGCAAAAAAAAAGAAAUUUAGAAAUCAACCUUCAGUUCAUACCGCAUAUACCGAUCAGUCAUUUCCAUUAUACAAUUCAAAAACUAAUCAUUCUACUGGCAAAAAUCGGCAUGGCGCAACUACGGAUGAUGCACGUCAAAAUAAAAUGGCCAAUGAAGAAAAUGAAACUAAAAGCGAUUGGGUUGAAUGGCUUUCUCAACCAUUGUGUCUAGGGUUAACACGUUGUAGUGGUGCCAUUUUAUUUGGAGCGAUGGGAUUUCUUGCCUGUGGAUCACUAGCUGGUCUUAUUGCAUCGAUUGUUUUAUAUUCUCAAGAUAGUAACGCGAAUAGUCAAUGGAAACUUUUGGGUAUGGUUAUUUGUUCUAUAAUGUUAAUAACAAUCAUUGCUACAUUGCUUAUAUUUAUCUGCUGUUAUAAACAUGGCUUUAUGAUUAAUGUUGACGAUGAAGAUGAUCCGAUAGAUUUAUUCAGAAAAUCAGAUGGCAAACAAUAUGAACGACAGCAGGAUACUUUGAGAAAUUAUAAAUUUAAUCCUGGUAAUGAUUCAACACCGAUGCCAUCUAAUAUACUUCAAGAUGUUUCAACACCCAAAUUACUUCAUACACUAACUAUUCAAGUCAAUGAUAAACAAACAAACACAGAAACAACAAUUUCACAAAUACGUCCAAAAGAUUUCAAUCAUGGCGUAUGGCCAUUAAAGAAUGCAUAUGGUGGUGUAUCGUAUCGUCCGCCUGUUCCGCCAAAGAUGGCUUCUAGAUACAUUCAAGCAGUACCACAUGAAAUUGACGAAACACUUGAACCCCCACAAAUUACUUAUCAAAUUGUCGCUCCGGCAUCAGCAAUUCCAUCAAAAAACAUUCUACCACGAAUGAUUCAAACAUCUGAUGACGACGAAUCUGCUAUUGAAACAACACGAAAACAACAACCAAAUGUUGUUCGAGAAGCACAAAAACACAACAUUGUUGUACAACGAAAAAAUCGUAUUGAAUAUGUUCAUGGUGCACAACCAGAAACAAAUCGUCUUCAGUAUGAUGAUACUGACGAAGAAGAAUCACAGCAUAUCCAUAAGGCUGUAACUAAUGGAAAACGACAACAACAACCACAGCAACAUAUCGAAUAUUUUGAUACUGACGAAGAAGAAACAAAUCAUCAAGAGCAAAUUGAUGUUAAACACAAACAACCGCAUCGUAUCGAAUAUGUUGAUACAAAGGAAGAACGGCCACAUCGAAUCGCUAAACAACCUCAAUAUGACGUUGUAGAAGAUGUUAUUGAAAGAGCAAGAUCAUCAUCAAUAGACGAUAUUGAUGAUGCCUCAAAAGAGGACAGAAAACGUGGAAGAAAAAAACAUAAAAAGCACGGUGUUGGAAAAAAAGUUACCGUUAAACAUAUAAAAGCCAACAAAUAA
This is a messenger RNA of Rotaria socialis, 1635 nucleotides long. NCBI's taxonomy places the organism in Eukaryota, Metazoa, Rotifera, Eurotatoria, Philodinida, Philodinidae. The record is from the annotation of a GenBank genome assembly.